Drosophila kikkawai is the source of this 809-nucleotide messenger RNA. RefSeq lists its product as uncharacterized. Lineage: Eukaryota; Metazoa; Arthropoda; Insecta; Diptera; Drosophilidae. The record is from RefSeq and is a predicted model, not a curated record.
CAGAGCUUAGCAAUCCUUAGGUCAGAUGUCGUUUCGAUCAUCUCCUAGGUUCUACUCGUAAUUCAGUUCUAAGAACAUAGCUAGAAACAAUUCGAAAUUAAGAUACAAAUUCCAGACCUCUCACUGAAAACACUUUGUAUCAAAGACCACUGCCAAGCCAUGUCCCGAGGAAUGGCCAUGGGCUUUGCCCGGUUGAUCAAUCCGGGCGUUGUGCUUCAUCCGGAGUUGCAGCAGAAAAUAGCCGUUUUCGAGGCCAUGGGAGCAGAACGAUCGCAGCUGGAAAGCGAUCUGGGACGACUUCGUCGAAAGCAAGAAGAAACCGAGGACAACCUGGCCGAUGCAUUGGCCGAAGACGAGUUUCAGUGCAACCUGCACGGCCAGGAGUACACGGGUCCCGGCGAGGAAGAGCUGCAGGACAUACUCAAGAGGCACCUGGGCGGCAUCAUCGAAAAGCUGGCUGCCAAGUACGAACGCAUUAUCUACCUGGAUGGCGACAUCAGGAAGCUGAAGGGCACCAUCGAGAAGGCUAUUGCGGUGGCCAAUGAGGAGUCGGCUGCCGCGGCCUCUCAGUAAUGUGAUUUUUUCCGCCAUUUCACUUUUGUCCUUUUAAAUGUUCAUUCAAUUUAAGUUAUGGUUCUCAUAGAAAAUGCUUCAUCGGCUGGCAAAAAACUAAACUCGCAGAAGACUUAAAAAGGAAAGGGUCAAAAGGAAUAAGUCCUUAUGUAUUUUCAAAUAUUUAAAUGUAUUGUAAAUGCUAUAAACCCAGCAUUGUUUUACCAGCAGAAGUAAAAUAAAGAAAGCUUAAAGAA